AUGGACCGCCAAGGCUUCUUGUCGUCUUUGCCCUUUCUGAUCCCGUGUCCUUCUGGGGCAUGGCCUCCCCGUCCCUCGUCGUCUUCCAACAGCAACAACAACAACAACAACAACAACAACAACAACAACACGAAGGAACCCACUUCCAAAAUGGAAACCCUCUUGGUGCCAGCCAAUACUACUUACAAAUUCAAGCUCUCGCUGGAGCCUCUGAGUACUAGCGGCCAUGGCGAUGUCAUUAUCCAGCCGUCGUUUUUUGGACGAACAGAGAAUUUCUACGGCAAAAAGGGGUUUGAUCCUGCCAUGGCCGAUAUUCAAGUAGCGGUAGAAUCUUCACUAGGCACAACCGUCAUGACAACAACAACAACAGCCACCAAUGACGGUAGCAGUCAAGAUGAUACUUCGGUGCUCCAAGGACGGGUUCUGUUUGUCGGAAAUACUACCACACAGCAAUCGUCCACACCGGCGUCUUUGCGAAGCACACCCCGUCAUCAUCCACGCGCCACGCCAUCUACCCGAUUAUUCGAGUCAUGGCCGCUCUUUCUCCAUGUGCGUGUCGAUAAAGAAGGAGUUUUCCAAGUGGAUCCCAAGCAAUUGGUGACGACCGAAUUGGUGCUUCACGACCAAAGCAAUAAUAAUAAUCUACCACCCUGUCUCCUCUUGACCUUUUCCACCUGCCUCUGGCGCAUCUUUCCACUCCAUACACCCUCCCCCACCAAACCAGUCUCUUCGGAUUCGGAUAAUACUUCGCGAGACGAAUGGAAACAAGCCGCCGUGGAAUCCCUGCAGACACUCGAAAAAUCGCUCCAUCAACUUCUUCAAAGUGGCACAUCGUCCGCAGCAUGGUCUCCCUGUACCAGCAGCAGUCUCAGCAAUAAUGAAACGGGACAACGCGAUAUUCACACGAGUAGUUCGUCGUCUGCCUCGCACCACAACCACCACAAAAAGUUCAAGGGCGUGCCCAAAACGGAAGCCCUGCAAGACCAUAAUACGGUACGCAAAGUGCGACGACAACGGGAUGCCUUGAAUCGGAGCAUAUUGGGACUGCGAUCCAUGGAAGUCGUGUUGGAGUCCCCCGCUAGUUCGUUUCUUCACAACAACAAUCGCGACAAUAACAACAACAACGACACGUGUGCCGAUUCCUUGGACGCGGCCCAAACUCAAGUCCAAAACACUCGGCAACAACAACAACAACAAUCGUUGGUCCCGCUCCUGGCGGGCAUUACCGAAGAUUUGAGUGCCGCGUUUGGGAACGAUCACGACAAACAAGAAGCCCUCCAGGCAUAUCGACGCAAACUCGACGACACUCGCGAUAUGGAACAAUUGCUCGAUGCCUUUUUUCCACCCAGUGCCAUGGCGAGUGGUGGCAGUCGUCGUCGACGAUCCCGAUCGCGGGGGCGAAAUACCAAUACUGAAGUAGUGGCACAAACAACAAAGCCAGCCGAAGAGGUCAUUCCAGCAGUCCAGCAACUCUUGACCAAGCAACAGGCCUUGAUGAAGGAACGUAGCUCGUUGUUGGCGCUCCCAACGAGAGGAUAG
Seminavis robusta is the source of this 1539-nucleotide messenger RNA. Lineage: Eukaryota; Bacillariophyta; Bacillariophyceae; Naviculales; Naviculaceae. The record is from the annotation of a GenBank genome assembly.